This is a messenger RNA of Sardina pilchardus (European sardine), 3482 nucleotides long. It is a transcript of the gene pdxp, whose product is annotated as pyridoxal (pyridoxine, vitamin B6) phosphatase. The coding region runs from base 410 to 1336 and encodes 308 amino acids. Lineage: Eukaryota; Metazoa; Chordata; Actinopteri; Clupeiformes; Clupeidae. The record is from RefSeq and is a predicted model, not a curated record. Gene Ontology annotation, molecular function: phosphatase activity. The transcript is spliced from 2 exons.
AUAUUGCAAAGGUUGAUCAAUCCCCGCUGUCAAGGAUUGCUACUUUGUAAUUGGAUGAUAUAUAGGAAAAGGCAGUCCCUACUCUGCCUUUAUGAUAAACCAACUGGAUGGCACACAGGAAAAGGUGGGAUCGAAGAACUGCGUGCCAAUGAACGAAGCGCAUUGCCUGCUUGUUAGUUGAGGUAUUGAUCUCCGCCCGAAGAAUGUGCUGCAGGAGAUGGGACUAUCGUGUGUCAUUCUGCUCUCAACGUGUACUGUGCGCUGCAAGCUAUCCGCAUAAUCAUAAGAGAUUUUGGCUUCGUAUUCAAAUCGACUAGAAACAGAUCGACUCUCUUCUUCGCGACUGUAAAUAACACCGCUUGCAAUCAUAGGGCCACGCAUCAGCUUGCCACUGAACGCAUCAACCAGAAUGGCUGGAAAGGUGGGUACUCGGGGAUGUAAGAAAAUCCGGGGAGCUCAAAUCAGAGAUCUUCUCGAUUCAAAGCACAACGUCCUGUUUGAUUGCGACGGUGUGAUUUGGAACGGUGAAACGGUCGUAGCCGGAGCGCCAGAGGUGGUGACUCUGCUUAAGCAACAGGGCAAACGCGUAUUUUUUGUCACCAAUAAUUGCACCAGGCCGAGGGAGAACUACGUACAGAAGUUUUCCAGACUGGGCUUCACUGAUGUCGUUGAGGAAGAGAUCUUUAGCUCUGCGUACUGCUCUGCAGCUUACUUGAGAGAUGUAGCUAAGGUCCAAGGCAAGGUGUUCGUCAUCGGUUGUCACGGAGUGCAGAAAGAGCUCCAAGACGCCGGGGUCCCCAUCGUGGAGGAGGUCAGUGACGGCCCUGAUGUCAAUAUCUACAACUUUCCCCUAGAGCCAGACGUAAAAGCAGUCCUCGUUGGAUACGACGAACGGUUUACUUUCAUGAAACUGGCUAAAGCCUGCUGCUACCUGAAGAAUAGCGACUGCCUGUUUCUGGCCACCGACCCUGACCCUUGGCACCCACUCCGCGGCGGCAGAAUCACACCAGGUUCAGGGAGCCUCACCGCAGCCCUGGAGACAGCCAGCAGCCGCAAGGCCACGGUGAUUGGGAAGCCCAGCCGCUUCAUGUACGAGUGCAUCGCCAGCCAAUUCGACCUGGACCCGGCGCGGUCGCUCAUGAUUGGCGACCGGCUGGAGACUGACAUUCUCUUCGGGGCCAACUGUGGCCUGGACACUAUGCUGACCCUCACCGGGGUCUCUACGAUGGAGGAGGCCCAGGGUUACAGGGACAGCGAUGCCUCGGAGAAGAAGGACUUUGUGCCUGAUUACGUGGUGGAGACCAUCGGUGACUUCCUCCAAGCUCUGGAGGACUGAAGAGAGACCCUUACGUAGCAGCCUGGACUGAACCUGUAACGAGACUUUGACACCAGUAAACGACUGACCCGAGGGUGCGUUUCUGAGCCAACAUUAAAAAAAAAGAAUCUCUAUCAGUGUAAUCUCUUCUCUAGUACUGCACAAGUCGUCCUGCACAAGUAGUUCUGAAACCCAUACCCAGGUAGAGAGAUGAAGGAAUUUACUUUCUUUACAUUAUUUAGUUUAGUCAUCCAAAAUGACCUCCGACCACUAUACCGCAAAUGCCAGCACUGAGUGGAAUAACAGUAUGCUGGAUCAUGGGAGCGUAGUGGUCACACAACUGAAGUUUUAUAGCCAAUUCAUAUCAUGCACAGGAUUAGCCUGGGCAGGUGAGAAUGCCAACCAACAUAAGCCAACAUAACAUGCAAACAAUAGCACAUACAUAAACAUUCCAAGCUGAAGCUGCACACAGCACCACUUGAAUUGAGUGAGUUGACAGGAAAUCAAAGAAUCGAAAGACAGACAAACAUGUGGAGCAUGAUAUCGGCUGAACAUGCAGUUGGUGAUAAAGAUGUUAGCUUCAUUUUGUGUUAGAUAAAACAGUUAUGGAUCUUUUUUGGUGGGAUUUUUUUAAGCUUUUGAGUUUUCAUUCAGCCACAUGGUGCUCAAAUCUGUGCCUCACCUCAAGGCAGAUUUCCCUAAGGUUUAGAGCACAUUUAGACCUUUUGCAAUGGAAUUGGUGUAAUUAAGGGGUAACAUUCACCUUUGAUGUUUGAUGUACUCAGUGUUUUACUGUAGUGGAAUAGAUUUUUUUUGUUUUCUCCAUGAAAUUGGAAGUUCCAGGCCCCAUGACCUCAAGUAAAGUCAGGCAAAGAAAUCCUCCUGGUAAUUUGAAUCCACAGCUAUGUGAAAACAUUUUACCCAUGAUGGUGUAGCAACAAUUAUGCUUUGUCUACAUGCACAUUUGCUGACAAUCAUCUCGACCAGUAAAGCAUUUUUCACAUAUUUGUCACCACCUUCCCCAGAUCAGUGCAGAGUUCUGUGUUAAGUGUUUGUUCACGGGUUGACAUUAACGAUUGUUAUAAAUUAAUAGUUUUUUGGGCAGUGGGCUGACAUGCAUGACAUGAACGCCCUCUUAGUCAUGAUAGAGCUAUCAUAGCAACCUUUACUCAUUUUAGAGUUCAUACAAUGUGAAUAUCAUUUACAUAAUGAAGAAUUCCCAGAGAAGUCUAAUUCUCAAUUUUAUUCAACCGAUGCUAUUAGUUAAGCACAAACUAUUCACUAAACUCAUGACAGUAUUGCCUUCUAUUUACAAAUGAUAAAUAAGCUGAUUCCACUGUGACAACCUCUUUUGCUAUUGCGUCCAAACCAGGCAAUGACCGUUUGCUGCAUUGUGUAGCCAUCGCAGUGCUUGUCUGUAAUUGUGGCUGAUGCAGAAUUGCUAUCCAACUGCCCCAAAACACCACUCUCAUGGCUUCAGAGGACCAUCUUAAUUGUGUUGUUUUUGUUUAGCCAUGUGCAAGCCUUAUGCCUGUGUUGGUUUGUGUGUGGACAUUGAUUGACCUUGAAAUGUGACCUCCAUUAUAGAGACUGAGUAUAUGCAUCAAAGUUAAGCAAGUGACAGUUUUGAUUUUGCCCGAAAAGUUGCAUUCAGACGGUUGAAAUAGGCUCUUAUGUAGCCUGGCAAUUUUAAAUAAAAUUACUUUGGCAGCAAGUUCUUCUGGCGAAAAUAAUACAAAGUAAACUUUCAUUGGUUGUCAAUUCUAAAUUUAGUUUGUGAAAAAAUGCAUUUCAUUGAAAUGCAAUUAGGUGAUUUUCUCUGAAAUGUAACAAACUGGCAUUACACAACCAUUGAAUGUCCACUAGUGCAUGGUUUGCGAAGAAGAGUGUCAUGGUUUGCAAAUGGAACGUUUAUAUAUCUUGAAUGCUUUUGUUUCUUGCAAUGAUUAGUAUUUUCCAGUGUUAGGAAAAUUAGGGGCUGUGUUGUUUUGAUUAAAAAAAAGUCUAAUUUGUGCACAAAUUUGAUUGAUAGAGAUUUUUGGUCUUUGUUUAUGGUCUCAAGCUAGACAUUGUAUUGUAUAUUUAUUGAAAUACUUUAUUUUAAUAGAUUGAUAACUUCAUUCAAUUAUUUGCCAAUAUGUUCUGUGUGAACUUAAUAAAUACUGUA